AUGUCUACCAGCACUUGUAGUUUCAAGGACCGGUGCGUGUCCAUCCUGUGUUGCAAAUUCUGUAAACAAGUGCUCAGCUCUAGGGGAAUGAAGGCUGUUUUGCUGGCUGAUACUGAAAUAGACCUUUUCUCUACAGACAUCCCUCCUACCAAUGCUGUGGACUUCAUUGGAAGAUGCUAUUUCACUGAAAUCUGCAAAUGUAAACUGAAGGACAUCGCAUGUUUAAAAUGUGGGAACAUUGUAGGUUAUCAUGUGAUCGUUCCAUGUUGUUCCUGCCUUCUUUCCUGCAACAAUGGACACUUCUGGAUGUUUCACAGCCAGGCAGUUUAUGAUAUUAACAGACUAGACUCUACCGGUGUAAACUUCCUACUUUGGGGCAACUUGCCAGAGAUAGAGGAAAAUACAGAUGAAGACACAUUAGAUAUCUCAGCAGAGGAGUGUAUUCGAUGA
This is a messenger RNA of Odobenus rosmarus divergens (Pacific walrus), 450 nucleotides long. It is a transcript of the gene RUMY1, whose product is annotated as family with sequence similarity 72, member A. NCBI's taxonomy places the organism in Eukaryota, Metazoa, Chordata, Mammalia, Carnivora, Odobenidae. The transcript is spliced from 4 exons. Bases 1 to 450 code for a protein of 149 amino acids. Gene Ontology annotation, cellular component: cytosol. The record is from RefSeq and is a predicted model, not a curated record.